GAGAGAGAGAGAGAGAGAGAGAGAUAGGGAGAGAAUACCCUUAGAAAUUGUUAUUCUUUAUUUUGUUUUAUUUAUUCUAUUUUUUAUUAUGAAUGUUUGUGUUAAUUUUCUUUGGCAACAUUGAGCAGUCAUACCAAUAACCCAGUUGCUCUUCUCAAGUAAAUGAAAGGUUUCAGUAUUGACUAUAUAUAAGUAGUAAUACAGGAAAUUUCUUCCGGCUUCCAUAAAAAUACAGAAUAAAAGUCCUCCUGCAAGUUCAUUAGAUCCAAGCUGUCAGCUGUCAGCUGUCAGGAGGACCAAUACAUCAUGUGACUAUUUAUGAUUUACUAUACAGCUGCAAUGAUUCAUUGAUUAAUCGAUUAGUCGAGCAACAGAACUCUUGAUAAUGGAAUAAUCGGUUUAGUCUUACAUUAUGGAAAAGAACGAUUAAUUGAAUAAUCAAGAAAAUAAUCAGCAGAUUAAUCAUUAAUUAAAAUAAUCAUGAGUUGCAGCUCUAAUUUAGUAUUAUACUACUAAUUGCAAGUCUCAAUCUUAAAGAUAUUCUGUAUUUAUUUAAACAAACCCUUAUGUAAAUCUUGGUCCUAUACUCCAGGUCCAGGAUGGUUGAGAGUAGAGAAAAGGCAUCAAAACAGUAAACCUUGACGAAGUUUGGUCAGCCUUAACAAUUACUGUACUCUAAACCACCACUGGUUGCAGGCUGUUGAUACUCUCUCCUCUCUAGGUGUCUAUCAUGUCCGACUCGGUUCAGACCACCUCCGACAGUCUGUGUAAACUCGUCCGCUGGGCUCACAGCCACGGCACCAUCUGCAACCUCAUCCCCAGCCUGCAGCACUUCACCUGUGGGUCCUAUGGUAACGUGCUGACACCAGACCCUGGUCCCCAUGGCAGCAGUGUUCCUGUCGCUAUGUGGGGUUGUGGUGCCGGGCACGCCUACCACUGGCCCCUCAAUGACCAUGGCAGCGGCCGUGGAGGCUCAGCAAACACCAGCCAGAGCCAGGACAGGUUUGUUGGAGGGCGUCCAUCCAAUAAGGUGACAGUGAGGGCAUCAUGUGACCUCUCUUGUAGCGAAGCAGCAUCAGAGGCUGAGGAGUUCAGCAGCCAGCUGUUUGACAUGGCCGGCUGUGAUUCGUCGGCCACAGACGAUGAUGCCGACUAUGAGCCUCUGCCAUGCAGGAAAAGAGGAGGGGCACCGGGAGGAGCAGCUGCUGGGAAGAAGGUCAAGCAGGAAGUAACCUCAGCAGAGGAUUUUGACACUGCUGCUAACAUAGCUAGCACGGGGCUAGUUGUGACAGAUGCUGUCAAUGUUUUGCAGACUUGUCAGGCACCAAACACACACUCUCAAAUCACACACACACUGUUGCCCAACAAGACCCUCCCACCCUGCCCCCAGCCCCAGCAUGGACAGGAUCUGGGGUGUGAGGGAUUAGUGGACCCAGAGAUAGGGCUGCUGGGAGGAGGCAGCUGCAUAACAGGGACCACGGAGCAGGCUGAGGGAUGCAGCUCCGCCACAGGGACUACAGAGAAGACUUCAGGGGGGCAGAACGAGCUGGAGCAGCUGCAAGCGUUACUUUGUGCAGAACGCAGCCGCAACCAGCAGAUGACAGAGAUCAUCUCAAGUCUGAAGCAGGACAAAGAGCUGCUGCAGCAUGAACUCACCAAGAAAGCCGAGCUCAUCUGUGACUUCCUGCAGGACAAACUGCGGCCAGAGAAGAAGUGGCCUCGUUGCUCUAAUCAGAUGGAAGCGGGAAGUUCGCACAUGACCUCUCCUGAUGAUGUGGCUGGUUCUGAUUCGCAGACGCUGUUUGACUCAUUUGAGGAAAUGGAGCUUCACCCUCUGAAGCUCCACCGGAUCCCAAAGAGCAAGAGGAGCCGGGACGGAGAAAACACCCGAGUCAGGAUGAAAAACGUGGUGGGUGUGAUAGCGCGCUACAUGACUGCCCUCAAAGAGUUUCGCCGCGGCGUUUCCAUGAAGGUGGCCUUUGACCGGGUCGGUGUGGACCGCAACACCAUCUCCCGUACAGCGGCCAUAGCAGAGCUCAGCCUGGGCGCUCCGGAGGUGUUUCAUGCACUGGCACCGUGGGACGAGAAGGAGGAGACGCUGGCACAUUAUUCCCACCGCUGUCGACAGGCGAUGGAUGACAACAUUAAGGCCAAAAUUAAAACGAUGAAGGCAAAAGGCGAACUGCUGCCCAUCGUAUCAAAGUGACAAACAGAUAGUUUGCUGACUCAAUCAGAGGCCUACAAUGUACACUUCUUGUACUCGUAAAAAGACAACACAAACAGAAAACACAGCAUCAUGGGAUUCUCUCUGUGGUUCUCAACAUAUUACAGAAAUUAUAUUGCAAGGUUGUUGUACCAACUUUUUCACAAUGCGUACAAUCAUGUACGUCCGAUCUUGUAGCUGGCCACAUUUCUGUUUCUUUGGAUGUAGAAAUGAGUCUUUAUGCCUCUUAUGGUAAGUGGAUUUCUCCUUGUACGGUUGUGAAACAUCUGUCCAGUGUUGUGACUCUGGAAAGAAUAAGUACUUCUUCAAUUCUCCAGAACUGUCAUCAAACCAUUAAUUUAUGCUGCAUUCAUGUCAGCUCAGAAUUCAUUAUAAUCAAGUUUCAACUUUUGAAUUAAAAAUUAUUUAUAAUGACUAAUUGGUUCAUUCUGUGGUGGUCACUCAGAGCACUACAGUUACAGUAUAGUAUAGUAUAUAGUAUAUUAUUAUUAUAUUAUAUGAUCAUACUCAAUGAGGGAUUUUUUGUAUUCAAGUUUCAGUGACUCAAAAAAUGUUUUUUAUGCAUAGUAAUAUACUGUUGCAUGUGUUGUUUUGUGUGCUGCCAACCACUGUUUUACAAUAAACCGCUAAAAACAGUGAG
Dicentrarchus labrax (European seabass) is the source of this 2864-nucleotide messenger RNA. RefSeq lists its product as uncharacterized. The transcript has 5 exons. NCBI's taxonomy places the organism in Eukaryota, Metazoa, Chordata, Actinopteri, Moronidae. The record is from RefSeq and is a predicted model, not a curated record. The coding region runs from base 731 to 2206 and encodes 491 amino acids. Gene Ontology annotation, cellular component: nucleoplasm.